Messenger RNA from Phascolarctos cinereus (koala), 1635 nucleotides. It is a transcript of the gene FGF18, whose product is annotated as fibroblast growth factor 18. Gene Ontology annotation, molecular function: growth factor activity. The record is from RefSeq and is a predicted model, not a curated record. Lineage: Eukaryota; Metazoa; Chordata; Mammalia; Diprotodontia; Phascolarctidae.
GGAGCCGCUGGAGCCCCCCCAGAGCCGCGCGGCGCCGCCCGCUGUAGCUCGCCGCCUCUCAUGUCCAGGCUGGGACCCGGGCCCCGGCGCAGUGACGUGACCUCGGGCUAGAAGCCGCCGCCUUCCUCCCUUCUCAGCGAUGUAUUCAGUGUUCUCCGCCUGCACUUGCCUAUGUUUACACUUCCUGCUGCUGUGCUUACAGGUACAGGUGUUGGCGGCUGAGGAGAACGUGGAUUUCCGUGUCCAUGUGGAGAACCAGACGAGAGCUCGGGAUGAUGUGAGCAGGAAGCAGCUGAGGCUGUACCAGCUGUACAGCCGGACGAGCGGGAAGCACAUUCAGGUGCUGGGCCGGAGGAUUAGCGCCAAAGGGGAAGAUGGAGACAAAUAUGCUCAGCUUCUAGUGGAAACAGACACAUUUGGCAGUCAAGUCCGGAUCAAAGGCAAGGAGACAGACUUCUACCUUUGCAUGAAUAGGAAAGGCAAACUCGUGGGGAAGCCUGAUGGCACCAGCAAAGAGUGCGUCUUCAUUGAGAAGGUCCUGGAAAACAAUUACACAGCACUGAUGUCUGCCAAGUACACAGGCUGGUAUGUGGGCUUCACCAAGAAGGGGCGACCAAGGAAGGGCCCCAAGACGCGGGAGAAUCAGCAGGAUGUCCACUUUAUGAAGCGCUACCCCAAGGGCCAAGCUGAGCUGCAGAAACCUUUUAAGUAUACAACGGUGACCAAGCGGACGAGGCGUAUCCGACCCACACACCCUGGCUAGAGCAGCCAGCCCCAGCAGCCCCACCAGGAUGGCGCCACCAUAAGCCACACACACAGACACCCAUGCCAACACACACACACAGACAGAUACACACACUCACACACACACACAAAAAACUGCAUCAGAGAAAUAUUUUUACAUUAAAAUAAGGAAGAAGUUCUAUUUUUGUACAUUGUGUUUAAAAGAAAAAAAAAACUGAACCCAAACGCUAGGGGAAGCGGUAAGGAUUUAUUGUUGACUUGAAACCACCCACAGCAAAAGACUCUUAUCGAACUUAAGUGGACUGGGUGCCCAUUUCUCUUUUGGAACAGACAACUUUAAGCUGGUCCCCAGAGAACUUUAUUACAGGAACCAAGAAACAAGGGAAACCAAAGUCUUUUUUUUCCAAAGUUGCUGGAAAAAAAACAAAACAAAACACCCCCCCCAAAAAAAACAACACCCCCCAGACUGCCCUUCUCCUUCCCUCAUCCUUGUCCCACCUUUCCAUCAAACAAAACUCUCUGGCUUGCAGGCAUUUAUUUAUUGUCUGCCGCAAGCUGCGUAGAGACAAGAUGGCGACACCGCGCGGGGAUGGCGUGUCCUUGGAGUUCUCAGCGCAUCGACCUUCUGACGACAGACGGCUCCGUCCUAGCUCCGUGACCCCUGCAUCGCUCUCAGUUCUGGAGAAUGCUGCUAAUUACAUUCAGUGACUCAAAUGAUCUAGUACACCAAUGAUAAGGGAAUAUUGUAAAACCAGCUAUAUUAUAUAUAUAUAUAUAUAUAUAUAUAUAUAUUAUAUAUAUAUAUAAGCUAUUUAUUUCACCUCUCUGUAUAUUGCAGUUCCAUGAACCAAGUAUUACUGCCUCAACAAUUAAAAACAAACAAACAAAUUA